CCAACAACCCUCCCAGACUUAUCCACGCAGUUUCUUUAUAUCUGUUCGCUUUACCUCACAAAGACAUCCUGAUAGAUAAAGAUAGAGUCAAGCACCAGUAGGUAGACAGAAAGUGAGUUCUCUCGCCAUUCGUCACACCAUGGCUUGCUCAGCUUCUUCAACUGUUAUCUCAUCAAACCCUAGUUCUAUCAAAUUCCCUAAACCAAUGGCAUCUUUAACUUCUUCACUUCCAUUCUCACAAACCCUAAAUGUUCCUAAGAGCUUUAAUGGUCUUAGAAACUCAUUCCAGUCUCGUGCUUCUCGUUCAAUCUCCACCAACCAAUCUAAAAGGAGCUUAGUCGUUAAAGCUAGCGCUGGGGAACUUCCUCUAGUUGGGAAUAAGGCACCAGAUUUUGAAGCUGAAGCAGUUUUCGAUCAAGAGUUCAUCAAGGUCAAGCUAUCUGACUACAUUGGAAAGAAAUACGUGAUUCUCUUUUUCUACCCAUUGGAUUUUACAUUCGUUUGCCCUACUGAGAUCACUGCAUUCAGUGACCGACAUGCUGAGUUUGAGAAACUAGACACAGAAAUCUUGGGUGUUUCCGUAGAUAGUGUUUUCUCUCACCUUGCAUGGGUGCAAACGGAUCGUAAGUCAGGUGGACUUGGUGAUCUAAACUAUCCAUUGGUUUCCGAUGUGACGAAAUCCAUUUCAAAAGCUUAUGAUGUGCUUAUUGCUGAUCAGGGUAUUGCAUUGAGGGGUCUUUUCAUUAUUGAUAAGGAAGGAAUUAUUCAACACUCCACUAUUAACAAUCUUGCCAUUGGCCGAAGCGUUGAUGAGACAAUGAGAACUCUUCAGGCUCUGCAAUAUGUUCAAGACAACCCAGAUGAGGUAUGCCCAGCUGGAUGGAAGCCUGGGGAAAAGACAAUGAAGCCAGACACCAAGCUUAGUAAAGAGUAUUUCUCAGCUAUUUAAGUUAUAACUUGAAGAAUAUCUAUCUGGGUCAUUUGGAAGGGCUCUAAGAGAGUUAUGUCCAUGUUGUAUUCUGCUCUAUUCUAGAGAGUUUUAGGACAACUGGUUCCCGGAAAUAAAAUACAUGGCGGGACAUUUCCCCGGUUUUUAUCUUCUUUUUCUAUUUUCUUUUUGAGUGAAUGAACAAAUGAAUUUAAUAGUAAUUUAUUAUGUCAAUUUUUUUUCCCUUUC
This is a messenger RNA of Papaver somniferum (opium poppy), 1177 nucleotides long. RefSeq names its product 2-Cys peroxiredoxin BAS1, chloroplastic-like. Gene Ontology annotation, molecular function: thioredoxin peroxidase activity. The record is from RefSeq and is a predicted model, not a curated record. Gene Ontology annotation, biological process: cell redox homeostasis; cellular response to stress; hydrogen peroxide catabolic process. The transcript has 7 exons. NCBI's taxonomy places the organism in Eukaryota, Viridiplantae, Streptophyta, Magnoliopsida, Ranunculales, Papaveraceae. The coding region runs from base 140 to 949 and encodes 269 amino acids.